Molecule: messenger RNA, 2793 nt
Organism: Ciona intestinalis (vase tunicate)
Lineage: Eukaryota; Metazoa; Chordata; Ascidiacea; Phlebobranchia; Cionidae
Source: RefSeq, a predicted model, not a curated record
AACCCGGUAUCCAAUGUUUAAAAGCCGAUCGCGGUGAGAACAUUGUAUUUCUUUCUCACACAUAAGUUGUUGUGGUGUUAAUAGGUAUUGUGAUUUACAAAGGCUUACCAAUUACCCCUUUUGAGCUUAGCCAACACUUUUACAUGUUCUAUAUUGUAAAGUUUUUAUGGACCCUUUAACUUAUGUCAUUUAAUGAGCUAGUUGUCCUGUUCUUCCUUUAUGGAAAGUAAUGAUUGACAGCAACACUGCGAAAGGAAAAGAACAUUCCUAGUAGCAGUCACACAAAAAAAUGUUUUUCCCAAAAACCGGGAUCAAAAGUCAUUAGGCCUACUCAGAAGUUAGCAUGGUUGGUGUAUAAAAAGAGCCUCAUUUGAAGAUACAGCAUUCAGUUUUUUAUCUUCACUCGACAAGAUGAGAGUUGCUUGCUUCUUCGCUCUUUUGUUUGUAAAUGCAGAUGCGGCCUGGCUUUUCGGUGGGAACGACCACGGUACCAGUGCUGGUGCUGGUGCGUCAGUUGACUUGCCUUUGUUAGGACCUGUUGGCGCUUCUAUUGGCGGUUCUAUCGGCGGCCACGGUAGUGGUCACGGAAGUCACGCAUGCAAAUGCGCUAAUCCAGGUGCUGGUGGAAACGGUGGUCGUCACCACGGUGGUCUCGGUGGUGGAAUCGGCGCCAAUGUAAAUCUACCAUUCUUGGGUCCAAUCGGUGCUUCCCUAGGCGGAUCUCUUGGCGGACAUGGCGGAAACGGUGGACACGGUGGUAACGGUGGACACGGUGGACACGGUGGACACGGUGGUAACGGUGGACACGGUGGACACGGUGGUAACGGUGGACACGGUGGAAACGGCGGUUUCGGGGGACACGGUGGACUUGGUGCCUCUUUAGGUGGUCUUCUUGGUGGUAACGGUGGACUAGGCGCCUCUUUGGGCGGUCUUCUUGGUGGUAACGGUGGACUCGGCGCAUCUUUAGGCGGUCUCCUUGGUGGUAACGGUGGACUCGGAGCCUCUUUGGGCGGCCUUCUUGGUGGAAAUGGCGGUGGUAACGGUGGACUCGGAGCUUCUUUGGGUGGUCUUCUUGGCGGUAACGGUGGACUCGGAGCUUCUUUGGGUGGUCUUCUUGGUGGUAACGGUGGACUCGGAGCUUCUUUAGGUGGUCUUCUCGGUGGUAACGGUGGCGGCCAAGGUGGAAAUGGUGGUUUAAACAUCGACCUGACCUAUGGCGGAAAUGGUGGAGCUACUGGUGGUGGAAACGGCGGAAUCAACGUUGAUCUUACUGGAUCUGGUAGCGGCAACGGUGGAGCCACAACUGGUGGAAGUGGGGGUCUCAACAUUGAUUUGACUGGCUCUGGUACCGGCAACGGUGGAGGUAAUGUUGGUGGAAACGGCGGAAUCAACGUUGAUCUUACUGGAUCUGGUGGCGGAAACGGUGGAGCUACUGGCGGUGGAAGCGGUGGCCUCAACGUUGAUCUUACUGGAUCUGGUACCGGCAAUGGUGGAGCUUCUGGUGGUGGAAACGGCGGAAUCAACGUUGAUCUUACUGGAUCUGGUGGCGGAAACGGUGGAGCUACUGGCGGUGGAAGCGGCGGUAUCAACGUUGAUCUUACUGGAUCUGGCGGCGGCAAUGGUGGAGCUACUACUGGUGGAAACGGUGGCCUCAACGUUGAUCUUACUGGAUCUGGUACCGGCAAUGGUGGAGCUACAACUGGUGGUGGAACCGGUGCUUUUAACUUUAAUCUUGGUCACGGCGGAAACGGAGGAGCCACUACUGGUGGAAACGGCGGGCUCAACGUUGAUCUGACUGGCUCUGGUACCGGCAAUGGUGGAGCUACAAGCGGUGGUGGAACCGGUGGUUUCAACUUUAAUUUUGGUCAUGGUGGAAACGGAGGAGCCACUACUGGUGGAAACGGCGGGCUCAACGUUGAUCUGACUGGCUCUGGUACCGGCAAUGGUGGAGCUACAAGCGGUGGUGGAACCGGCGGUUUUAACUUUAAUUUUGGUCAUCGGAUGGUGGAAACGGAGGAGCCACUACUGGUGGAAGCGGUGGACUCAACGUUGAUCUUACUGGAUCUGGUACCGGAAAUGGUGGAUCUUCAACUGGUGGUGGAACUGGUGGUUUCAACUUUAAUUUUGGUCAUACCGGAACUGGUGGAAACGGUGGAGCUACUGCUGGUGGAAGCGGCGGUCUCAACGUUGAUCUUACUGGCACUGGUACCGGCAAUGGUGGAGUUACAACUGGUGGAAACGGUGGUUUCAACAUUGACCUCACUCACGGCGGAAACGGUGGAGCUUCUACUGGUGGAAGCGGCGGCCUCAACGUUGAUCUUACUGGCACUGGAACUGGUACCAGUGGUGGUACUACUUCUGGUACAACUUCUGGUACAAAUGGCGAAUUUACCAUCAACAUUAAUCAUUCCGGAACUGGUACUACCACAACUACAACUUCUGGUGGUGGUCGCCGAAACGGCGGUGCUGGUCGAGUCCGUGUUAAUGGCAGCGGUGGUGCAUCCGGUGGUGCUACAGGUGGUGCUACUGGUGGUACUACUGGUAGUGGUAACGGAGGCGAAAGCGGAGGCGGAGGCUGGGCUUGGAAUAACAAAAGAUUUCAAGCUGCUCUUGCUGACGAAAUAAUGGACAAUUAUUAUGACGACCUUUUUCAAUAAAUAAUUGAUCGACUGCUUCAUCGGAUAACGGAAAACGAUCUUGUCAAACUGAUGCAAACUGUUUUGUUGACGUUUUGUCUCUUGCUUUGCAAUUAUUAAAAUAUUUGGACAAGGAAUAAAAUUAAUGCAUAUAAAA